UAAUGGAGUUGAGUGUAGGAGUUUGAAUUCCGGAGAGAGUUCCACACUGCAUCCCGAAUAUGUGGCAUUCUCUUCACGUGGGCUUCCCUUGCUGGAAGUCCGCACACCAACCAUGUGGCGAAAUCAGAUAUGGUGCGAGCAUAGAAGGCGUUCCCUGUUUUCAAUGUCAGGUCGAGGAGCUGGGACUUGGAAUCCUCAGAGAGGAUCCUGAUUGCCGCCCCUCGAGCAUCAAUCCUAGCAUCAUCGUCAGAGCUCAAGCUGUUGCUGUGGCGGACCACAACUGGGAGCUUGGGACCCAAUGUAGACUCCACCACACCGGAGAGUGGAGUUCACCGGAGCGAUUGAAAGUGCUCCAAGAAUGACAUUCUCUUGGAUAACAACACCGGGAAGGAU
Linum tenue is the source of this 393-nucleotide messenger RNA. NCBI's taxonomy places the organism in Eukaryota, Viridiplantae, Streptophyta, Magnoliopsida, Malpighiales, Linaceae. The record is from the annotation of a GenBank genome assembly.